Messenger RNA from Capsella rubella, 1001 nucleotides. RefSeq names its product probable transcription factor At1g44810. The record is from RefSeq and is a predicted model, not a curated record. Lineage: Eukaryota; Viridiplantae; Streptophyta; Magnoliopsida; Brassicales; Brassicaceae. Bases 69 to 725 code for a protein of 218 amino acids. The transcript is spliced from 2 exons.
UCACAAAAACCCUAAACGUUUCAGUUCCACUUCAUCUCUCUCUCUCCAAGAAUUUCAAAAAAUCCCCAAUGGCGAAGACGCUUCUCAACCCCUUGGAAGAUCCCCCAACCGCUUCUUUAAGCCACGACGACGAAGUCAAGACCUCAUCCGGCGAAGAAGACGAAGAACAAAUCUCCGCCGCUGCUCCAAGCUCCGAUUCAGAUUCCGGAUCUGAGACGGGUUCCGACUCGGAAUCCGAAUCAGGAGAGGAGAAGACCAUCGCCGCCGCGAAAUCAGGGAAGAAGCGAGUGAGUGAAGCGACGAAGGAAACGCAUGUGAAAAAAGCUAAGAAGGAAUCUCAGAAACUAUGGAGUGAAGAAGACGAGACGUCUCUGUUACAAGGUAUGAUUGAUUUCAAAGCUGAGAAAGCUGAUGUGAAAGCUAAUGAGAAAUUGAAGAAGUUGGAGUUUUUGAAAUCUUAUGGUUUCAAUGUAGGAGAAGAUGAGGAAGUGGUGAUUCUUGGAGGAGAUACCGAGAUGUUUGACAAGUCUUUCGUGGUUCGAAGCAUUGCGAGGCUCGGUGUUGAUGAGUCUUCUGUGAAGGAGAGAUGGAGGAAGGUUUCUGUGGAGACUAAGAAGAGGAUUGAAGAGAAGUUGAAGUUGGUGGAGGCUAAGGAGUUUGAUUUGUUGUUGCAGAAGAGUGUCAUUGUGAAUGAAGUGGCCUCUGCAAUUAGUGAAGUCAUCUAAGAAGAAGCAAUUAGAUGUAUAGGUUUGUCGGGUUUGAAUCGCGGGUUUAAUGGAUAAUGUAAUGCCUCUUUUUGUUAUCCUAUCUAUCUAUGGUUUUGGUUUUAGGAUUCUGAUCUGAAUUAAGAAGAAAGACAAGUUAGUUGUCUCAAUGGCCUUUUGGUCGGUCAAUGAGCAAAGACUAUGUAAGCUUUGCAUUUUAACUUUGGUUGUAAUGAGCGAAGAGACUAUGUAUGCUUUGCUUAUCUACUACUAUAUAAAAUAUAAAUGUCUCUACCA